ACAACAGUAUUGGCAUCACAAUAUACUUAAAGUACCGGUACUUCUGCAGGAUUGGAUGCUGUUACCUACUAAUUGCAGAGAUGCAGCACAGCUUUAAGACAGGCCUAUGAUCUUCGAUCGGUAUGCAGUAUUGAAGCAAGCUGCUUUAGUUAGGUUAUCUGGGAGGAAAAGCACCAGAAGCAGGCCUACAGAUGCGCUGGUUGCAGCCGGACAGCCACCCGUUUCCGUGAUCUAGGGUGAUGUAUUACCGUGUUUCCAGCCUGUCCUAAGGAUAGAGGAGGCGCUGCAGACCUCGACUCUACAUCUGUAGUCGACGUGGUCCUCGCAAUAUGACGGCUUCUGAAGAUAUGUAUAUGCUUUACCGUGGACUUAUGCUUCCUAAGGAGACUCACAGCCUAGAGAGCUUGCAAUUUGCGCAGGAACUCGCAUUUAAGGACGAGGACGUCGUUUCUGUGACCUACCCAAAGUCAGGUACAGUCUGGAUGCAGGAGAUCCUUCCUCUGGUGCUGAAUGGGGGCGAUCUGACUCCUAUCCAAACCACUCCUAACUGGGACAGGGUCCCCUGGCUGGAGGAGAAACGAUUAGCAGUAGUUGUGGAUCAGAUGACAUCUCCACGAGCACUGGUCACACAUUUUCCUUACAACCUCAUGCCCCCCUCUUUCCACACCUCCAAAGCCAAGGUGAUCUAUGUCAUGAGGAAUCCGAAGGAUAUCGUAGUGUCCUCUUACUACUUCCACCAGAUGGCUGUGUUCCUGGAGGAUCCAGGAACUUUUGACGAGUUCAUGGGCAAAUUCCUGGAAGGCAGAGUGCUGUUUGGAAAAUGGACAGACCAUGUGAAGAGUUGGAAACACACAGAGCUGGGAGACAGAAUAAUGUACAUCACAUAUGAAGAAAUGGUUCAGGACCUGCCUGCAGCUCUCAGGCGUAUUUCAGAUUUCCUGGGCAGUAACUUGAGUGAAGAAACCAUUCAGAAGAUAGCAGAGCAUUGCUCCUUCAACACCAUGAAGGAAAACGGAAUGUCCAACUUCAGCCUGGUCAAUAAGUUAUACAUGGACUUUGACAAAUCUCCAUUCUUGAGGAAAGGUGUUGCUGGAGACUGGAAAAACCAUUUCAGCUCAGAGCAACUGGCCCGAUUCACAUCAGUCAUUAGCAAAGAGCUGGAAGGUGAGCGCUUCUCUCUGCCAUGGAGUCUGGAUUAAUCAACAGCCGGAGUGAAGACGGAGAGGCUCAUGGACAUUAAUUACUGUAUCUCAGCUGAGUUUGUUUUAAUGUUAAAAUAUAACAAAGCUUUUUAUUGACUUUUUUAAUCUGGUAGUUAUCCACCAGGAUUUCAGAAAGCUUCGCAAGAUGAACCUACACACAAUACCUAAGUAAUAUCUGAUAUAUAAAUGGUCAAAAUAUUAAUUUUCAUAGCUACCCAGUAAAUUUUAUUUGAUUGUAUCUUAGCAUUGAUCACCUUUUCAUCGAGUGAUUAACUUUUUAUAAUCAUCACAGCAUUUCAUCUUUUGAUUUUUGAAUUAUUACUGGGUUGAUGUACAUUCCUUCAGUAUCUCAGUUUGUAUUACAUUUUCCAUGCUUUUUUGGCCU
Messenger RNA from Monopterus albus (swamp eel), 1587 nucleotides. RefSeq names its product sulfotransferase family 2, cytosolic sulfotransferase 3 (gene sult2st3). NCBI's taxonomy places the organism in Eukaryota, Metazoa, Chordata, Actinopteri, Synbranchiformes, Synbranchidae. The record is from RefSeq and is a predicted model, not a curated record. The transcript has 6 exons. Gene Ontology annotation, molecular function: sulfotransferase activity. Bases 330 to 1199 code for a protein of 289 amino acids.